GCGCAUCAUCGGUGCUUUUGUCAAACUGCCACCUUUAGAGGAUUGAACUACAAGAAAUAUGAAAGUUUUGGUUACAGGUGCCUCCGGUCUCCUCGGUUCGGCGGUGUACAACGCCUUCAAGCAAGCCGGUCACGACGUCCUCGGGCUCGCGCACUCUCGCGCGACCGGCGACCUCAAGAAAGUCGACUUGACCGACAAAGGGCAGGUUGAGGCUGUCUUCCGCGAGUUCAAGCCCAAUUGGGUGAUUCAUUGUGCGGCGGAGAGGAGACCCGACGUGGCUGAGAAGAAUCCUGAAGGCGCGCAACAGUUAAACGUAGCCGUCUCCGAACACAUCGCCGUCCUCUCCCGAGAACUCAAGUUCACCCUGAUCUACAUAUCGACUGACUACGUCUUCGACGGCACCUCACCCCCCUACACCCCCUCCUCCGAGACUAACCCCGUCAACCUCUACGGCCGCACCAAGCGCGACGGCGAGAUCGCCGUGCUCGGCGUGCAGGGCGCGAAGGCCGUCGUCUUCCGCGUGCCCGUUCUGUACGGCCCGACGCCGAACAACGCCGACUCGGCGGUGAACAUCCUCGUCGACGUCGUGAAGGACCAGUCGGGGAAGACGUACAAGAUGGACCACUACGCGACGCGCUACCCGACAAAUGUGCUCGACAUCGCGGACUUCCUCGUCCGCCUCUCAGCCCUCAAGGGCAGCGCGCUCCCGCCCAUUUUGCACUACUCCGCGCCAGAGCCGUUCACGAAGUACGAGAUGUGCCUGAUAUUCGCGAAGAUCCUCGGGCUGCCGCACGAUCACGUCGUGCCCGACGCUGAGCCGCCCACGGGCGCGGCGGCGACCUCGCGCCCAAGGGACUGUCAGCUGUACACAAGGGAGACGGAGGACCUGGGCGUAGAGGGGGGGCUUGGGUGCUCUCUGUUCGAGGAGUGGUGGACCGAAUACCUCACAAAGAAUCAGUAGGAGCACAAAGACCAGAAGCAGUUUCGCGGGCGUGUACGAGUACGAUCUUGACAGACAAUUCACGGCGAAGCAAUAGAGCGAAGACAGAUUGAUACAAUCGCUUGAAUUGUCGUCUGUUUGUGACUCCUACAAUUGCACUCUAUGAAGUUAUACCCAACUCCAUUAUAUUCGUACAACAUCCUCCUUCUCCCUCUCCUCUCCUCAUUAUAAGCACAGAUCACGACGUCUUCUUCUCAGCCGAAACCCCAUGGCCCUCCGCCUGCGUCCGCUCCUUAUCGCCCUCCUUGAAGUAUGCUCCGCGCUGCUCCGAGUCGCUCACGGCAUUCACGCCCUCGCCUGAGCUCUGCUCGACGCUCGACACGCCCAUCGGACGGUUCUCGCCCGUGGCUUCGAGCGGGGGGGACUGCGUGCCGGUGACUCCUUUGACGCCAGACAUGAUGAAAUAUUUGGUUCGGUGUGAGGAAACUAUGGUAUGAUGGGUGUAGAAUGGAAAGGGAAGAGA
Messenger RNA from Gloeophyllum trabeum ATCC 11539, 1463 nucleotides. Its product is annotated as NAD P-binding protein. Gene Ontology annotation, biological process: S-adenosylmethionine biosynthetic process. The transcript is spliced from 10 exons. Gene Ontology annotation, molecular function: methionine adenosyltransferase regulator activity. The record is from RefSeq and is a predicted model, not a curated record. Gene Ontology annotation, cellular component: methionine adenosyltransferase complex. NCBI's taxonomy places the organism in Eukaryota, Fungi, Basidiomycota, Agaricomycetes, Gloeophyllales, Gloeophyllaceae. Bases 59 to 961 code for a protein of 300 amino acids.